Molecule: messenger RNA, 2900 nt
Organism: Octopus sinensis (East Asian common octopus)
Lineage: Eukaryota; Metazoa; Mollusca; Cephalopoda; Octopoda; Octopodidae
Product: DNA replication licensing factor MCM3
Exons: 22
Coding region: 105-2561 (818 amino acids)
Biological process (GO): mitotic DNA replication initiation; DNA replication; double-strand break repair via break-induced replication
Cellular component (GO): nucleus; MCM complex
Molecular function (GO): single-stranded DNA binding; ATP hydrolysis activity; ATP binding
Source: RefSeq, a predicted model, not a curated record
AAUUUUUGGCGGGAAAUUUUAGCACAACUAACGUGGCGAGUUCACCUUUGUUGCGGGAAUAUUUCUAAGGAAAUUCAAUUUUCCACUAAGUUUUAUAAUUAAUAAUGACUACAGACGUUGAUCAACGCAUUCGUGAUCUCCAGAGGGAGUAUUUAGACUUCCUGGAUGAUGAUGAUGAUCAAGGUUUUUAUCAGAAUAAAGUACGUGAUAUGAUCAAUAACAAUGAGGUUCGCCUUGUUGUGAAUAUAAAUGAUGUACGUCGAAAAGUUCCAAAAAGAGCUCAAAGUUUAUUGAACGAAUGCUUUGAAGAAGUGAUAGCUUUCCAAAGAGCUUUGAAAGAACUUGUAGCAUCUACUGAUCCAGUUUACAGUAAGCAGUAUGAAGAUUUCUUCAUUGGUUUUGAAGGAAGUUUUGGUAGUAAACAUGUGACUCCUCGCAGUUUAACCUCCCAUUAUCUUGGAAAUAUGGUUUGCGUAGAAGGCAUUGUAACAAAAUGUUCGUUAGUGAGGCCAAAAGUUGUACGAAGUGUGCAUUAUUGUCCUGCAACUAAGAAGGUUAUAGAACGACGAUACACUGACUUGACUUCAUUAGAAGCUUUCCCAACAAGUGCAGUUUACCCAACUAAAGAUGAAGAUGGGAAUUUACUGGAGACUGAAUAUGGCCUUUCUGCGUACAAAGACCACCAAACAUUUUCAAUUCAGGAAAUGCCUGAAAAAGCUCCUGCAGGUCAGCUUCCUCGAUCUGUUGAUGUUAUUGCUGAUGACGAUUUGGUUGAUUUAUGCAAGCCAGGAGACCGAGUACAAGUCAUUGGAACUUACAGAUGUCUUCCUGGAAAAAAGAAUGGAUAUACUUCUGGGACAUUCAGGACAAUUCUGAUUGCCAACAAUGUCCAGCUCCUAAGUAAAGAAAUAUCGCCUGUCUUUUCUGCUGAUGAUGUUGCUAAGAUUAAAAAGUUUAGCAGACAGAAAAAUGUGGAUGUUUUUGAGUUGCUCAGCAAAAGUAUGGCACCUUCUAUACAUGGUCAUGAAUAUAUUAAAAAAGCUGUCUUGUGCAUGUUACUUGGAGGAAAUGAAAAAAUUCUUCACAAUGGAACACGGUUAAGAGGAGAUAUUAAUAUUUUACUUAUUGGUGAUCCAUCAGUUGCAAAGUCUCAAAUAUUAAGGUAUGUUUUACAGAGCGCUCCAAGGGCUAUUCCAACAACUGGUCGAGGGUCAUCUGGUGUUGGUUUGACUGCUGCUGUUACAACUGAUGCUGAAACUGGUGACCGCAGACUUGAGGCCGGAGCUAUGGUAUUAGCUGACAGGGGUGUUGUGUGCAUUGAUGAAUUUGAUAAAAUGUCUGACAUUGAUAGAACAGCCAUUCAUGAAGUUAUGGAACAAGGAAGAGUCACCAUUUCCAAAGCAGGAAUCCAUGCUAAGCUUAAUGCUCGUUGCAGUGUUCUGGCUGCUGCGAAUCCAGUGUAUGGCCGAUAUGAUCAAUAUAAAACCCCAAUGGAGAACAUUGGUUUGCAGGACUCCUUGCUGUCCCGUUUUGAUUUGCUGUUUAUUGUCCUUGACAAGAUGGAUCCUGAAAAUGAUCGAAUGAUUUCUGAGCAUGUUCUUCGAAUGCAUAGAUAUCGAUCUCCAGGUGAACAGGAUGGAGAUGCUCUUCCUAUGGGAAGUUCUGUGGAUCUUUUGGCUACCAAGGAUCCUGAGGCAGAAGAGAAAGAUGCAGAGACACCAAUUUACCAGAAAUUUGAUAAUAUCCUUUAUUCCAAUAAAAAAUCCAAACAUGAUCGUAUAGUAACUGCAGAGUUUAUGAGAAAGUAUAUCCAUGUGGCAAAAGCUUUGAAACCAGUUCUCACCUCUGAAGCUACAGAAUUUAUCUCUGAUGAAUAUGCAAAACUGAGAAGUCAAGAUAGUUUGCAUGGUGAUUCAAGUUUAGCUCGGACCCAGCCUGUAACAGCUCGUUCUCUGGAAACAAUGAUUCGGUUGUCCACAGCCCAUGCAAAAGCUCGUCUUUCUAAAACUGUGGACCUUGAAGAUGCCGAGGCAGCUUUGCAACUUAUUGAAUUUGCUUAUUUCAAAAAAGUUCUACCUAGAGAGAAGAGACAUAAACCACAUGCAGAUGAAUCUGAAGAUGAAAGCCAAGAUGAAGAUACAGAAAAAACAAAGUCUUCUAAAAGAAAAACAGGUGAGCAUCAACGUAAACCUCCAAGAAAGGAAGGAGAUGAAGGCUAUGAUCCAUAUGACUUUGAACGGGGUGAUUCAACACGGCCAGCUGCUGCUACAGAUAAAGAGGCAACAUCUGAAGAAACUCCUAGUAAGAAGCGUCGUACUCAAGAAAGUGAUAAAGCUGCAACUGUCAUUGAUGAGAGCAGAUUGAAAAUUUUCAAGUCAGCCCUGUUCCAGUUGUUCAAGAAUGAAAGAGCUCAAUCUCUAGAAUUGGAGAAAGUAAGGAAUUAUGUCAAUGAAGAGAAUCCAGAUAAUAAAUUUGAGGAAAAUGAAUUAAUGGCAGCUAUCAAUAAAAUGAUGGAUGACAAUCAGAUCAUGUUAGCAGACACAGUCAUCUUUUUGAUUUAAAUGUAACCAUGGCGACUGAACCACUAUUAAAAGUGGUUUUUCUGAAAAGUAAUUUUGGAAAGAUUGAGAUGUAAAUGUUGUUGAUAUGUCAUAUACACAUACAUGCAUAAACAUAUAUUCAAAUUAGAACUUUUGAAACGAACUCUGGGAUUCGAAUCCAAUUUCUUUAAAUUUCAUCAAGAUGUAUUUCUCAGUAAGUUGGUGUCUUCUGCUCUCUUUAUCCAUUGGUUCCAGGAGAAAUACACAAACAUUCAUCCUUAUUUACUUUUGCUUAUAUCCUUACACAUGGAAUAUUAAUAAUUGCUCUAAAUUAUUUUAGGUAUGUAUGUACCUGUGAGA